Lycium barbarum (goji berry) is the source of this 1246-nucleotide messenger RNA. RefSeq names its product FHA domain-containing protein FHA2-like. Gene Ontology annotation, cellular component: nucleus. Gene Ontology annotation, molecular function: sequence-specific DNA binding; protein binding. The transcript is spliced from 3 exons. The coding region runs from base 161 to 1108 and encodes 315 amino acids. NCBI's taxonomy places the organism in Eukaryota, Viridiplantae, Streptophyta, Magnoliopsida, Solanales, Solanaceae. Gene Ontology annotation, biological process: regulation of ribosomal protein gene transcription by RNA polymerase II. The record is from RefSeq and is a predicted model, not a curated record.
UUCUCAGGAAAUACGCAAUUACUAGUAAGUACAGUAUUUACUCCAAGUUGUAAACCACACACUUUGAUCUUUCCCUUGUCAACUCCGCAAUGCUCAUUUACACUUGUGCUUCUUCUCUUCUAAGAUCCCACAAAUAGAAUCAUACAAAUCAAUUACAAAAAUGGGAAGUAGCAUUGGAAGCGAUGUUGAAGCAGGUUUCGCAAAACUACAAGGCGAAGAUUUCGAAUAUUACAUGCAAACAUACUCCAUAAUCCUAGGUCGUAACUCUAAAAAGUCAACUGUCGACGUUGACUUAUCAUCUCUAGGCGGUGGUAUGAACAUAUCCCGUCACCACGCACGUAUCUUUUACGACUUCCAACGACGUCGUUUUGCUUUAGAAGUAUUAGGUAAAAACGGUUGUUUUGUUGAAGGUGUGCUUCAUUUACCUGGUAACCCACCGGUUAAACUUGAUUCACAAGAUUUACUGCAGAUCGGUGAUAAGGAGUUUUAUUUUUUACUGCCUGUGAGGAGUAUUUUAGGCGGGCCUAUUGGGCCUAGAAAUCAUGGUGGGCCGCCUAUGGUGGGGUAUAGUGGGGUAGGGAAAAAGGGUUUGUUUAGAGGAAGGGAAGAGUAUGAUGAGGGUGAUGAUGGAAGUAAGAGGAUGAGGAGAGGGGGGGAUGGUGGGGUUGACGGGGGUGGUGGGUAUGGAUAUGUUUCCGGUGGUGGUUCGAGUGGGAAGGUUGCGAUUUCGGGGCAUCUAGAUAAGAAGAUAGAUGGAAGAUCACGUAUCGAAAGAGAUGCUGACAACCAACAGCUGAUUCAGUUAGAAGAAAAGGACGUUGUAUCAUCUAUAGCAAAUGUGCUUUCUGACCUCUGUGGUCCUGGAGAAUGGAUGCCAAUGGAGAAGCUUCAUGCUGAGUUGGUGGAACAUUACGGCAAUACCUGGCACCAUAGUCGUGUGAGGAGAUACUUGACUUCUGAGGACUAUCCUAGCCCUGAAGCUAAAUCAAAGCCAUGGUAUGGAUUGCUGAUGCUUUUAAGAAAAUACCCGGAGCAUUUUGUCAUCAAUACGCGGUCCAAGGGACGGGUGACUUUGGAGUUUGUUUCUCUUGUCUCACUGCUUUCGUGAGAGCUUUAUAACAAUUUUAGCCACUUAGUUGUAAAUUAAGAUUUAAGUAGGGUGUGAAACAUCACCCGGAAAUUUCGACACCGGAGCUCAAAUUUGUUAAUGACAUGCACCUGAACAGCUGAACUUAUUGCAGUUUUA